Messenger RNA from Myotis lucifugus (little brown bat), 1626 nucleotides. Its product is annotated as zinc phosphodiesterase ELAC protein 2-like. The transcript has 12 exons. Gene Ontology annotation, biological process: mitochondrial tRNA 3'-end processing. Gene Ontology annotation, molecular function: 3'-tRNA processing endoribonuclease activity. The record is from RefSeq and is a predicted model, not a curated record. Gene Ontology annotation, cellular component: mitochondrion. The annotation marks the transcript as partial. NCBI's taxonomy places the organism in Eukaryota, Metazoa, Chordata, Mammalia, Chiroptera, Vespertilionidae.
GGACCCGGGCAGUCUGGGGCUCCGCCCUGCUCUGGCACCUCUGGGAGCAGCUGGGGACAGCCCGGCCUGGACGCGAGGCUGAGGGCUCACUGUGGUCCCCCAGAGCCGAGUGGUGCCCCUCCCUCACCGCCCAGUCUGCUUUGUGCGUGCUCUGAGGUUGUGUCAUUUUAUAAAGCAAAGCCCACCUUCCUCCCAUCCAGGUUCCAAGGAAGUGCCGAUGCCCCCGUGGCCCUGGUGGCUCACCUGGCCCCGGAGAGUGUGCUUGCGGAUGGCAGGUACCAGCAGUGGAUGGAGAGGUUUGGGCCUGACACCCAGCACCUGAUCCUGAAUGAGAAGUGUACGUCCGUUCACAACCUCCGGAGCCACAAGAUCCAGACACAGCUCAACCUCAUCCACCCUGACAUCUUCCCCCCGCUCGCCAGCCUCCACUGUAAGGAGGAAGGCGCCGCCUUCUCUGUGCCCACAGUCCGCGCCGAAUGCCUCCUCAAGUACCAGCUCCGGCCCCGGAGGGGGUGGCAGAGGGACGCUCUUCUAACUUGCAAUCCUGAUGAAUUCAUAGCCGAGGCCCUGGAGCUCCCCAAUUUCCAAGAGAGUGUGCAGGAGUAUAAGGAGACCGCACAGAACAGCCCAGCCCCAGCCGAGAAAAAAGGCCGGUAUCCAGAAAUCAUCUUCCUGGGAACAGGGUCCGCCAUCCCCAUGAAGAUUCGAAAUGUCAGCGCCACGCUCGUCAACCUCAGCUCCGACAAGUCCCUGCUGCUGGACUGUGGGGAAGGUACGUUUGGGCAGCUGUGUCGUCACUAUGGCGACGACGUGGACAGGGUCUUGGGCAACCUUGCUGCUGUGUUCGUGUCCCACCUGCACGCAGAUCACCAUACGGGCUUGUUAAAUAUCCUGCUGCAGAGAGAACGCGCUUUGGCAUCGCUGGGAAAGCCCUUCCACCCUUUGCUGGUGGUUGCCCCAACCCAGCUCCGGGCCUGGCUCCAGCAGUACCACAACCAGUGCCAGCCGCUCCUGCACCACGUCAGUGUGAUCCCUGCCAAAUGCCUUCAGAAAGGAGCCGAGGUCUCCAGCCCCACACUUGAGAGCUGGAUUGGCUCCCUGCUGAGAGCCUGUGAUCUGGAGGAGUUUCAGGUCUGCCAGGUCCGGCACUGCAAGCAUGCUUAUGGCUGUGCGCUGGUCCAUACGUCCGGCUGGAAGCUGGUCUACUCAGGGGACACCAUGCCCUGCGAGGCUCUGGUCCAGAUGGGGAAAGAUGCCACCCUCCUGAUUCACGAGGCCACGCUGGAAGACGGUCUGGAGGUGGAAGCUGUGGAAAAGACACACAGCACCACCUCGCAGGCGAUCGGCGUGGGGAUGCGCAUGAACGCCGGGUUCAUCAUGCUGAACCACUUCAGCCAGCGCUACGCCAAGAUCCCCCUCUUCAGCCCUGACUUCAACGAGAAAGUCGGCAUUGCCUUUGACCACAUGAAGGUAUGCGUGUGGUGUGGGCUGCACCGGGUGGGGCCGGGCAGAGAGACCGCGCCACAUGGACGCUAUGGGAGGGAUGGUCAGGCCAGCAAUGAGAGGACCUGCCCAUCACCCCUCAGGACCAGCACCGACCUUCCGCAGCCCGUUGAGUGCUGGUGA